CCCCUUACUCCCCUUCCCACUAAAACUCGCAGCGACUCGCUACCAAUCUCCUCCCUCCGACCACCAGUUCCAGGGGCGCAGCUCAACCCCGUCAACCCCGUCCACGGUGCUACACCAAAUGUUUCCGCAGGAAUGGAAAGACGAAUAAUCACAUAAGAAUCCUAAAAUUUUGGUCGAAUCAACAAGAAAGGAAGCAACAUAUUCGGUUUAGGCGAGAAUGGAUUCUGGGCAUGGUAAAACUAGAGCGAAAGUAGAAGGUGAUAGACUAAGCAACUUACCUGAUGAUGUUAUCCACAAAAUCCUCUCUUUUAUUGGCAUUAAACAAGCAGUCGAAACAAGUGCCUUGUCAUCUAGAUGGAGGUAUGUCUGGACUUCAAUGCCCUAUCUCAAUUUCUUAGGCAAUGAUUUCCGUUCAUUGCGCAAGUUCUCCACAUUUGUUGAACAUGUUCUCUCUGCUCGGAAUAAUCAAACAGAGGUGCAUUCUGUCGAGCUCGCUUUUCGUGGAAAGGUUACCCAGGUGUUUGUCAAAAGAAUUUUGGACUAUGCAUUCUCCUACAAUGUUCAAAAACUGAAUAUUACUUUCUUUCGUGGAAAGAAGAACGUGUUCCCUCUUUCUCUAUUUAAUUCUCAGUCUCUCAAACAUCUCACUUUGACUGCGAGUAUUUAUGACCGUUCCCGUAUGACCCAACCUGUUUGGGAGCUGCCAGCUCUAGAAACAUUGAAUCUCCAUUAUUUAACGUUGUAUCAUGACAAUACCGACAAGCGUGUUAGUCUUUUCUCCAACUGUGCAAACUUGCAGAAUCUCACCUUAAAGAAGUGUAGACUGAUGGGCUUGAAUGGUUUUAACAUAUGUCAUCCGGGACUAUCUAGUCUAACACUUGAAGAACCUGAAGAUGAUUGCAACUGUAUCAAUGUGGUUACACCUCAACUCAAGACUCUCACUAUAACAUAUUGGGACGGGAACGUUUCGAUUUCUGCACCCAACCUUUCCUCUUUGUGUUAUAAAGAUAGAUAUGGUCCUUUAAAGCUUUCCGCCGACUUUCUCCAGCUAGAGACGGUGGAUAUAUGUAUAUCCUCUUACUCUCAAGAUAAGGAAGAUGCUCAUGAAAUUGUUUGUAUGCUUCAACAAAUUCAUAGUGUCAAAUUUCUUACACUUAACUUGGAACUUAUCGAGGUAUACUUUUACUGGGCUUUAAUGUCAUCGCUCUCAUAUAAUAAAGAAUACCCCAAUUUAAACCUUGGGCAUACUCUUGUGAUAGCCAAAAACAUUAAAAAGAUUAGUACUAACAAGGUCAAUUCUUUCUUGACUGAGGUAUGUUGA
Molecule: messenger RNA, 1321 nt
Organism: Helianthus annuus (common sunflower)
Lineage: Eukaryota; Viridiplantae; Streptophyta; Magnoliopsida; Asterales; Asteraceae
Product: F-box/LRR-repeat protein At3g26922-like
Exons: 2
Coding region: 218-1321 (367 amino acids)
Molecular function (GO): protein binding
Source: RefSeq, a predicted model, not a curated record